Molecule: messenger RNA, 2280 nt
Organism: Drosophila bipectinata
Lineage: Eukaryota; Metazoa; Arthropoda; Insecta; Diptera; Drosophilidae
Gene: Dmtn
Product: transmembrane and coiled-coil domain 2 protein Dmtn
Cellular component (GO): endomembrane system
Source: RefSeq, a predicted model, not a curated record
GCAGAAACAGCAGCCGCAGCCAAGCCAAAAGGAAAAAAAAAGAAAGAGAGCGAACCUGGAGAGAGGAGAGAGCGAGCGGGGGUGAGGCACAAUAGUUGGCGUUGUCGUCGUUGUUGUUGUUGUUGUUGCCUGCAGCUCAAAGUAUACUAGUCCCCAUUGGAUGGCAGUGUGGAAUAAUGGACUCCAUGCCUAAUGCGGCCCACGUUUCGCACCAAAAUCGGGACCUACUGACUCUCCAGCCUCUGCGUUCUUCCCGCGGAUCUAGUUCCAAUCUGCGCGCCAGCCGCUCACCCUCAGCCAGCCGAAGUGCCGAACAAAUGUCCCGGGAGCGCGCCAGCGAGGCAGCGGCAGCCACACAAACAGCAGCAGCAUCCGGCGGAGGUACCUCCACAACGUCCGCAGCGGCAACUGGAAGUGCAACUAGUGGACCAGGAGCAGGUGCAUCGACAAUAACGGCCGGAGGAGGAGCGACCACAUCCGGAUCUGCGACGGGAACGGCUUCCGCGCACACAAACAGCAAUUCCUCGGCCUCAUCCAGCACAGUGGCAGCUGCACAGGCGGCUGUCUACAGCGGCGGCAACACGGUGACCGGCAGUCUAGGCAGCGGUGGGGUGGUGGCUCGUGGCUUCCGCAGCCACAGCCCCACCCACCGGCGACGCAGUCGGGAGCGCCAGCGACGCACCCAUGGCUCGGACCAGGGCGGCCUUUUGGCCUACAGUGGUUAUGUGGGUGCCCCCGUGGACAUUGUCGAUUUCGGUGCUCCUACCCAAAGUGGUGGUGGUGGUGGUGGCAGUGCCGGGACUGGCAGUGGCCUGGAGGACUCUCGCCUGUCCGGCAACGAGGACUACUACUCCUCGUUCGUCUCCGAUGAGUUCGAUAGCAGCAAGAAGGUGCAUCGCCGCUGCCACGAGCGCAGCUCCAGCGUCCAGGCCAUCGACCGGCUCAACACCAAGAUCCAGUGCACCAAGGAGUCCAUCCGUCAGGAGCAAACUGCCAGAGAUGAUAAUGUUAAUGAGUAUCUGAAGCUGGCAGCCAGCGCAGACAAGCAACAGUUGCAGCGCAUCAAGGCUGUCUUUGAGAAGAAGAACCAGAAGAGCGCACACAACAUUUCCCAGCUCCAGAAGAAGCUGGACAACUACACGAAGCGGGCCAAGGACCUGCAGAAUCAUCAGUUCCAGACCAAGAGUCAGCACCGACAGCCGCGCGAAGUGCUGCGGGACGUGGGCCAGGGACUGCGCAAUGUGGGUGGCAAUAUUCGCGAUGGCAUCACCGGCUUCUCCGGCUCCGUGAUGUCCAAGCCCCGCGAAUUCGCCCACCUCAUCAAGAACAAAUUUGGCAGCGCCGACAACAUCAAUCAGAUGACCGAUGCCGAAUUGCAGGGCAUGCAGUCCUCGAAUGCCGACGUUCUGGCGGCCAACGAGCGGCUGCAGCAAACACCCGGAGUGGGUACCUCCACGGGAUCCGGUGGCGGUGGCGGACAGAAUAAUAAUACCGGAGGUGCGGGCAGCGGCACGGGAAAGUUCAAUAGUGACAAUGGCAGUGAAUGCAGUAGUGUAACCAGCGAAAGUAUACCAGCCGGAUCUGGCAAAAGCCAAUCAGGUGCCAGCCAAUACCAUAUAGUGCUCAAGACUCUGCUAACAGAGCUGGCCGAGCGGAAGGCCGAGAACGAGAAGCUGAAGGAGCGUAUCGAACGGCUGGAGACGGGCCAAAAGGAAUUCAACAAUCUGACCGCCACACUCGAAAGUGAACGCUAUCGUGCCGAGGGACUCGAGGAGCAAAUCAAUGACUUGACGGAAUUACAUCAGAAUGAAAUUGAGAAUCUGAAGCAAACGAUUGCCGACAUGGAGGAGAAAGUACAAUACCAAAGCGAUGAAAGACUACGUGACGUCAACGAAGUGCUCGAGAACUGUCAAACGAGGAUAUCGAAAAUGGAGCACAUGUCGCAGCAACAAUACGUCACCGUCGAGGGCAUUGAUAAUUCGAAUGCACGGGCCCUGGUUGUGAAACUCAUCAAUGUGGUAUUAACGAUAUUGCAAGUGGUUCUCCUGCUGGUGGCCACAGCUGCUGGCAUUAUAAUGCCGUUUCUCAAAACAAGGGUACGCGUUCUGACCACCUUUCUGUCCAUUUGCUUCGUCAUCUUUGUGAUACGACAAUGGCCGGAUGUGCAGGAUAUCGGUUCCGGUCUGGUGCGACAUCUCAAGCAAUCGCUGGUGGUCAAAUAAACUCUAGUGGCUGGGUUGAAGGGGGCCAUCACACCGUCAUCGUAUCAUUGUAUCAUCU